This is a messenger RNA of Nematostella vectensis (starlet sea anemone), 5361 nucleotides long. RefSeq names its product BRCA2-interacting transcriptional repressor EMSY. Gene Ontology annotation, molecular function: protein binding. The transcript is spliced from 15 exons. Gene Ontology annotation, cellular component: nucleoplasm. The record is from RefSeq and is a predicted model, not a curated record. The coding region runs from base 16 to 3816 and encodes 1266 amino acids. Gene Ontology annotation, biological process: regulation of DNA-templated transcription. Lineage: Eukaryota; Metazoa; Cnidaria; Anthozoa; Actiniaria; Edwardsiidae.
UCACAACCCAGCGCCAUGACACAGAACGCAUGCGCAGAUGAAGGGUCAGCAAAUCCAAGAUGGCGGACGAGCGAGCGUUUGGGGGCAUUCUGUGUUGGAAAGUCCUUUACAACUAAAUUUCUGCUUCUUCGACUGUUUAACCAUGGAAAGGUAAUGUGUUCCAAGAAGAUGGAAGUCAGUCGAGAUGAGGCAAAGCGCAUUCUUAGGAGACUUGAGCUUGAAGCUUACUCCUCUAUAGUAAGUGUGUUCCGGGCACAAGGGGAUCUUAGCAGAGACAAGAAGAAGAUAUUGACUGAUUUGGGAUUGCAACUUAGCAUUUCAACUGAACGCCAUAGAGCUGAGAUAAGAAGAGCUUAUAGCGAUGAUAGACUAGGAGCCGUAGCUGACUGUAUUUAUGGGCCCAGUACGUGUGCUGAGUGGGCCGCUGAGGGGCGUAGGCUUGUGCCUCUCAUGCCACGCCUUGUACCACAAACUGUCCUUACUGCUACAGCAAUGGCAGCAGCUAACUCUGCUGCUGCUCUCAAUGCCAAGGUUCUACCAGCAACCUCUCAAGCAGCAAGUUCUGUUAGUGUUUCUAAUGGUCUUGCUGGACCAAGCACCAGUGUUUCCCCUGGUGCAGCCAAAGCAAUGGCGCUCAAGCUUCCAACUAACCCACCCGACUCCCAAAUGGAUGGAGAUACAGAGGGAGAGGAGAGUAAGGCCCGGAAAAGGCGGCGUCUCAGUCAAACCCUACCUAAUGCCAAGCCAGUCCAGAAAAUUAUUGUGACAACGGCAACACCAACCCUUAACAAACCAAACAUGAAAACAACCGGAACUUCUGUGAGUACCAUGACCAAAGGGAACAAGCCAGGAACUGGUGUCAUCAUGAGACCCCCACCUAAGGUGUCGCUGCCUGCGUCGGCAUCACAAGUCAAGCUUCUGACCAAGACUGUCGCUAUCUCGCAAACAGUGUGCCAAUCAAAAAGCAUGCUCAACUACAAGACUGUGUCUGCGACAAGCCCUGCUGCCGUCAAGGUGCAAACGGUCAUGAGUAACACUGCACCCAAAACCCAGGGAAAGGUGGGCAUUACACCAGGUCCAUCCCAAACAAAGACAUUCAUGGUUCCUAAAACUCAUGUAUCAACCAGCCCUGGUAAACCUGCAGUAGGGCUGACGCUACCCAAGACUGGCAUUACCACUGCACAACUAUUAGCCAAACAGAGAGGCAAGCAAGCAGCCCGUUUCAAGCCCCUCCCAGGAACUGUCAAAUUCAAGUCUGUCACACCAGUUACCAUGGGAACAGCAUCUACUGUUACUAUGGUUUCUCCUAGUCCUGGACCCCAUGUCACUCCAGUGACAACACCAUCUGCGGCGGCACCAGUCAGUAGCAACCAGCCGGUGGUAAAGAUCAUUCAGGUCCCUGGGUCUGCUGGUCUCUCCAUCUCCAAACCAGUGGUUGUGAUGACUGCCGGACCAAGCAAGCCUUCAGUACCUGGUGUGCUAUCUACCAAUGUCACAUCUAAGUUUGGUCAGCCUGUGGUUCAGCCAGGGGUUUCUCUAAAAGUGGCUUCCAGCUUGACACCAGCAACAACUGCUGUACCUCCUCUUAUUGCCCUGGCUACACAACCAACCAAGCCUGCUGCAACAGCGCCGCAGCUACCAUCCACAGCACUCAAGACAGUUGUUGUGACAACUGCAGUUGUUGAAGGGAGCAAGAAGGUUGUUCUCACAGUGCCAGCCCCUGUGCUACCAUUGCAAGGGAAACCUGCUGGUGGCGCACAGCUGCCUAGUGAGCCUAUAUGUCAAGGUCUAAGUAAAGUUGUCGUAACAUUAGCAGCUUCUUCCCCUACCAAGAUCCUGCCAGGCAAGUCCGAGACAGCACCUGUUGGUGCCAAGAAGGUGUAUCCACCUCUGGAAUGCACUGAGCCUAGCUCAGUACUUCAAGCUUCUAUAACACCUAAACCAGCAACUGCUCCUACUACUACCACACAAGUGAGGUCCCGGCCACUGCCGACAAUCCUUCCUGCCCCACCAAAGCACACUUCAAACCCACCUCUUACAACUAUUACUACAGGAGGAACUCGUAGACUCACACAGAUCCUUCCAGCUCCGUCUAAAGUCACCCUGCCAGCCUCAACUGUUGUGCUGCCAGUUAAAACUUUGUCAUCGCCAGUUGUGACAACAGCAGUUGCUUCAGCUGCCUCAUUGAAGCCUUCCAAGCCCAUUGUGGUGACAACAGCAGUAGCAGCUCUUCCAACGCCUGAGACAUCUGUGGCGGUGUCUAUUCCAAAUGCAGCUCCUCUGCUUAUGCCACAGCCCAGUAAAGAUGUACAUCUGGUAAAAGAAACAGUAAAAGAGGUGAAGGGCAAAUCACUUGAAGAUGUGGCUAGAAGUGCAGUGCAAACACAGGUUGAAAGCCAAGGAUCAAAAGCACAAAGUUCCACAGAGAAAAGAGGGGAGAAGACACUGUCAAAAGUGGGUAACAUAGACGCAGUGUUAUCUGAAGAAGAUGGCAUAGAUUUGAUGUGCUCAGAAACACUUGAUACCCCAAUCACACAAAAUCAAUCACCCCCCUUUCAGGAAGACCUCUUGAUCAGUACAAAGCCUCCUUUUGAGCCAACUGCCUCUGUUGUUUCUACCACUGGUAGUAGGGUUUUGAAUCAGAGGAGUGCCGCACAUGGGGAAGACACCAAAGCAUUUGCUAACCCAUUAAAUCACAACAAGAAUCAUUCCCCAAAGGUUAUAGUGCAAACACUUUGUGACUCAGAAUCUUCCAAACACCCUUUAGCACAAUGUUCAGCAGACAGCCUUCAAAAUUCUGAUGAAGAGACUUUCAAGGAUAAUAAAGAUUUAAAUGAAGGAUCUAAAUUGGAAGAAAACAUUGGCAUCUCGGGAGAAAUAAAGAAUGAUUUAACUGAGGAUACAGAUAAUGCUCCAGACCUCUCAGUUGUAAGUUCAUUUUUGCAAUCCUUUGGCACGGAACAAUUUCAAAAGGUUACAACACCUGAAACAGAAAAACAAGGUAAUAACCCAAAUAUCAGCACAUUUGGAUUCCAUAACUUAUUUGAGGAGAAUGAUGCAGCUGUAAAGGAUGAUAACAUUCUGGAGAUGAACAGAGAGUCACAAGAAAGUCUGGAGUCACAGGAAAGUCUAAGGAUAACCAGCUCAAGUAGUUCUGAGCUGGGAGAUAUACCCUUUGCACUAGAUCCAAACACCUCUAGCAGUGAACACAGCUUAGAAGCUUCUCAAGAACUUCAUACACAAGCGGCAGAUACUUUGGAAGUCAAUGUUGCAGAUGAUGAGUUGACUGAGAGGGAGCGGCUUGCCCUUGAGGCGAUAGCCAAUGUCAGGACAAGUGGAAGAAAGCGGAAGGCGCCCAUGCCACUAAAUGUUUCGCCACCCAGACAGAGCUCUGGUUGGGUGCGGGGGGCGUUAAGUCUCCUACAGAAGGUGUGUGGAUACCGGGGCAUUGGCAGGAGAAAAGGAGAUGUUAGUGCAGCAUCAUGGUUCCUCAGACCAGUUGACCCCAAUGAUGCGCCAGGGUACUACAAAGUUAUACGGACACCAAUGGACUUUGGGACCGUCAAGCACAAGCUAGAGUCGGGCAUGUAUGACGACUAUAGUGCUUUCCAUGAUGAUAUGAUGCUGGUGAAGAACAACUGUUUCUGCUACAACCCUCAAGGACAUGAUGUCAGAAACGACUGUGAUGAGGUGUUCAGAUUUUAUGAGAUUGAGUAUGCCAAGAUGUUGGAGAGAUGGGAAAAGUGCCAUGUAUCACCAGCCAAGAAGCCACGCCCACUAACCAAGCAACAAGAUAUUGCUGGCACGAGCUUGUAGAAGCAACCCCUGUACAUACUCACAGUAAUGUAGAAUAUAAGUUAAAUGUACUACACAAAGUUUUCAAAUGAGGCCAUUCAAUAAUGGCUCAAAAUGAAGGCCAGUGGAGCCUCCAUAUAAGAGACUCCUGUUGUGUGGAAAACCUUUUUAUAACAAACAGAAACUUAGUAUACUUUAUACAAACUCUUUAAAUAAAACAUCCAUUGAGCUGUAACCUACAUAAAACAAACAAAUUUUUCAGCCUGAGGGUGCCCUUUAUAUCAACACAAGUACUAAAGUGCAAGAUAUCAACAAUGUUCAUUUUCCUUGUGCUCAUGCUUGGGUCUGGUUGUUCAAAGUGUAAACGAAACACAAUGAAGAUAAAACAACGCAGUGAUUGGUUAUUUAUGUCAGGUGACCAUGACUGAUCAUUCAGAUUAUUCCGCCCUCAAGCCUUGUCGUCUUUCAAGAUGGCAAUUAAGCAUUAGGAGAGGUUUAGUGAGGUAGUUCACUUAUUAGCAACUCUUUUCAAUUAGAAACAAACCCAUUAAAAAAGCCCUUGUGUUUUUGCUUGCAUCUGUGCUUGCGUCACUAGUGAAAACCAGGCUUGGAGAGAAAAAUAUGGGAAGAUUUUGAAUGAGUCUGAAAGGGUGGUCUUUGUGUGAGUUGUAUGUACUUCAGAGUUUUGAGCAUGUAGGAAGGUAGAGCAAUUUACCUUUAUAUGUAUCUGUCAUCUGGUAAUUUUUUUUUUGUUUCUAAGAAGAAAAAAAACUUCAAAUUUUACUCUUUAAUCAUGGAGGAUAAAUGCUGUAGCGAUAACAAAACUUUUAUUUUUCAUAAAUGUUGGUUUGUGAAAAAAAUUGUUAGGAGCAUUUAGCGAGUCUUUUGGUGUGUAGAUUGGAGAAAAAAAGAAUUAAGCUUUCUGUUUGUCAUUAGAUGGCAAGCACACUUCAGAAAUGUGACAUUUUUCUGUAUCUACAACCCAACAUCAUAUACAACAAAUCCAUCAAAAUUAUAUAUUUUAAUAUUGUAAAUUUACUACAAUAUCUGACUAAGAAAACAUAAUUUUGUUAACAGGUAUUGCAGAACUAUGUAAUAUAUGCAUCAUAUAUAUAUCUUCAGUUUUUUUUAGAUAUAUCAAGCUGUGAACUAUUUUUAAUUAAAACUAAUAUUGUAGAUAUUAAUAUUUGUUUCUUGGAAUUAGUGUUUAAGUUCCAGUCAUUUUGUUUGUCAGUGAAUGAUGAAAACAUUUUUUUGGCUAAAGUUCUUCAUUUCACAAAAAAGCUACAAGGCCACCUUUUUAUUUUUUUUUUGUUUUGCAACUUUGUAUUAUGUUUUUUAAUGGUAAAUCCAAAAGAUAAUAAAUAUAAUUUUAUUUUGCUGAUUUGCGAAAAACUAAGUUUGUCAGAUCUUUUUAACAAAAAGAGAAAAGGGUGGUCUUAUAAGGCUGAAUUCAGAGUGUAAGUAGUGUACAUAUACUUCUCUGGAGACACUGUAAACGUGGUAGUUUUGAUUACUUUUGUACUUGAUGGAAUUGCAUAAAGAUGACUCGAAUUGAAUGUGGUA